AUGGCGUUCAAAUCGGGCGCGGCGCUCCUUUCUAUUUUAACCCUCCACAGCUUCCUUAUACGAUCAAUUUGCUGCGACACGGAAAGAAGCCUUUUCAAGAGACUUCUCAAAGUCAGGUGUAAAAAUGACAACCAUGAGGUUACGCACAAACCCAUUUAUGUUAAAGGACGGCAAGAAGAGAAGAAAGCCGAACAGGAGGAUUAUACACAAAAUGAUAGUGAUUUCUACAACGAAUUGAGAAGCGAUUUAAGGACCAAUUUAAAAAACCUUUUUAAAUAUGAGAACACAAAAAAGGAACAUAGGGAUUCUGGGACUCAACGGAAGAAAGAAGGAAAAUGGAAGGAUAAAAAAAUGCUCAAGAGUCAGUUAAGAAUGCGUCCAAAAGAUGAAAAAAGGACAGAAAUAAGGAAAAUCAAAUAUCCACAGGAACUCAGCUAUGAAGACAUUAAAAUGGUGAACAUAAUAAAACCAGGAAAAAACAAUUAUAAAAUUGUGGAAGCGGGGCGCAUACACCGAGCACUAGAAAAUAACUACGAAACGGUGGAAAUAGGGCAGAUAGUGGAACCGGAUGAAGAGCAAAAAGAGACGGAAAAGGUAACAGACAAGGAGACGGAAAAGGUAACGGAAAAGACCGAAACUCGCGCUCAGUCACUAAAUCCGUCAACUUCGACGACAUAA
Molecule: messenger RNA, 678 nt
Organism: Plasmodium inui San Antonio 1
Lineage: Eukaryota; Apicomplexa; Aconoidasida; Haemosporida; Plasmodiidae
Exons: 3
Coding region: 1-678 (225 amino acids)
Source: RefSeq, a predicted model, not a curated record